Molecule: messenger RNA, 1189 nt
Organism: Drosophila suzukii
Lineage: Eukaryota; Metazoa; Arthropoda; Insecta; Diptera; Drosophilidae
Source: RefSeq, a predicted model, not a curated record
UAUUGGUACUUUUAGCGUGGCUUAUUAGCUUCUGUGGGGCUCAGAUACCAUGUACUAGGAAUUCUGGAGAUGUACCACCACCUAAAUUUACUAUAACGGAUAAACAGUGCUGUUUGGAAUGGGAAUCUGAGAACUGGAAUAAUCAUGACGCUUAUUUGGACUGGCAAAUGGAGCUUCUUCCCCACAAUCCGAAGAUCAAGCGACAGAGGCUUGCGCCAAACGACGACGAUUCCAACCUUGAAGAGGAAUUAUGCUUUAAUAUCCCCUCGUUCCCCUUCCAGAAAUACGACUUGAAACUUUCGUGUAGCUACACGGAUCGUCUUGAGCCUUGGACGGAUGACUACUAUCCGCUAACCUUUUCAACUUCGCCCGCGGUUCCGUUUCAUCCACCGAAGUUUGUACCCAAUGGAUUUUUUCACGAUCCCUUAAAGAGUCAGCUUUCCGUCUUAUGGGUGCAACUAGAUGAACUGGAGUUUAAUGGGCCCAACUUUUCGUAUGUCGUGACCACGGAUACGGGUAAGAGGGCAGUCCUUCUGAGCAAUAACUCCGCCAUAUUUCACGACUGGGACGCCACGCGUUCGUUUAUCGUUUCUAUUUGGAGCCGGAACUCUUUGGGACCAUCGGAAGAAAGGAGCCAACUAAAAGUGCCCAUUCUGACCCAGGCCAAAAGUCACCAGCCGCAGGAGUUGCGGUAUCACGAAGACAACUUUACCAUCUCUUGGCAGGCUCCUCAGGAUCAGGGGGGUCUUAUUGGUUACGUGGUCAGCUGGUGCUCCGCUCCCGAAAACAGUUCGCAGAUCUGUGAUGACCACUAUCCCAUUCAUUAUAAGGAACUGGAACCAUCUCAACAGCAGCUCACGUUUGUUAGGCCGAUCAGGUUGCACAAUGUGGCAGUAUCGGCCAAGUACAAAGACAGUUUUCUCGGUGGAAAGCCACUAGUCCUUCCAAGAUUGGUAAGGAGCACCAACGAGACUUAUAACCUGUGGUUAGGUUUUUAUAUUGGAUUAUCGGCAUUGGCCCUCCAAUUCCUGCUCUGUGUGAUCCCCGUAUCGGUGCAGAAAUUACACAAAUCGUCGGAUAAAUUAUACCCAAUGUCUUAUGAUCUCAUUUUAAACGCAGAUAUCGAGCCUUAACCGCGACUUUUAAAAUGUUUAUCUUCUUUUAUAAAGAAAAUGUUUAACUAAGUAAG